This is a messenger RNA of Paramisgurnus dabryanus, 4801 nucleotides long. RefSeq names its product UDP-Gal:betaGlcNAc beta 1,4- galactosyltransferase, polypeptide 6 (gene b4galt6). Gene Ontology annotation, cellular component: Golgi apparatus. The record is from RefSeq and is a predicted model, not a curated record. Gene Ontology annotation, biological process: glycosphingolipid biosynthetic process; carbohydrate metabolic process. NCBI's taxonomy places the organism in Eukaryota, Metazoa, Chordata, Actinopteri, Cypriniformes, Cobitidae. Gene Ontology annotation, molecular function: UDP-galactose:glucosylceramide beta-1,4-galactosyltransferase activity.
AACGGUGUCUGCACCUGCACCGACAGCAGAACCAUAAUCGUAGGAAUCACCGGUCGAGUCCGUCACGUUUUUUUCGACUCUCAUCUCGGUUAUCGGUAUUUCCUACGGUGGUUGACUUCCGUUUUACCCUGUCGUUUCGGAUAUCAUUAAGCCGGAUAACUGACUGCUGACGCGAGGGGGUUUUCGAAAGAGUGAGGGUAGGGGGAAAAGGAAGGGCUGGUCCCUCCUCACCAUCAUUUUGCUCCCUUCAUCAUUUCCAAACAUCAUCAUCAUCAUCGACGAGGCGUGUCCGCGAUUGAAAUAUACAGGAGUCCUAAAGCAUCUACGUGAAAACCAACCGAAGAAAAAAUGCACCGCAUUGACCAUACGCCGAGCCCAGACUCCGUUUGAUGCAGGCCCGUGAACGUUUUAUUAUUUAUUUAUUUUUCUGAUCUGGAAAUUUCUUGACUUUGUCGGGAGAGCGAGGGAGCAGUGCGGCCUAGCAUCCGCUGCGUACGGCUGAAUGAAUGAUGCGGACUUUAGUAGCUCCCAGAUUUACCGCCGCGUUCUAACCGAUGACCGUUUCACCGCGUCAAAACAACGUCUCUUCACUUCGAUCUGCGCGUUUUUAUGGGAUUGACGGACAGCUGCUAGGACGUAUAAAAUGUUGAAUUGGAGGCGGCUGAUGCGGUUGUCCAACCGCUCCUUAAUGGCCUUCAUCUUCUUCUUCUCCUUGUCAACGACCUGCCUCUACUUCAUCUAUGUGGCCCCCGGAAUAGUCAACACCUAUUUCUUCAUGGUACAGGCUCAGGGUAUCAUGUUACGAGACAAUGUUCGAACCAUUGGUCACAUGAUCAGGCUAUACACCAAUAAGAACAGUACCCUCAAUGGUACAGAUUAUCCAGAUGGAAAUAACUCUAGUGAAUAUUUUGCUCAACCAACCACAUACCUCCCUGAGAACUUUACCUAUGCUCAGAAUCUGCCCUGCCCAGAACGCUUACCUUCUAUGAAGGGUCAUAUGGAAGUUAACAUGACGGAGCUACCUGUGGAGGAGGUCGAACUGAGGCUCAGACAUCUGGACAUUCAGUUCGGAGGCCAUUGGAAGCCCAAAGAUUGCAAACCACGCUGGAAGGUGGCCAUACUAAUCCCGUUCAGAAAUCGCCACGAGCAUCUUCCCAUUCUUUUUCAGCAUCUCGCUCCCAUGCUCCAACGCCAACGCUUGCAGUUCGCUUUCUACGUCAUCGAACAGAUGGGUACUCAGCCGUUUAACCGUGCCAUGCUGUUCAACGUGGGCUUUAAAGAGGCUAUGAAAGACCUGGACUGGGACUGUGUGGUGUUUCACGACGUCGAUCACAUCCCGGAAAACGACCGUAAUUAUUACGGCUGUGGUCAGAUGCCUCGACACUUUGCUGCGAAGCUGGAUAAGUACAUGUACAUUCUUCCCUACAAUGAGUUCUUCGGUGGAGUGAGUGGACUUACUGUCGAGCAAUUCCGCAAAAUCAAUGGCUUUCCCAAUGCAUUCUGGGGCUGGGGCGGAGAGGACGAUGACCUCUGGAACAGGGUUCGUUAUGCAGGUUUUAAUGUGACCAGGCCAGAGGGAGAUCUUGGCAAAUACAAAUCUAUCCCUCAUCACCACAGAGGAGAAGUUCAGUUUCUGGGAAGGUACAAGUUGCUGAGGUACUCCAAAGAAAGACAGCAUCUGGACGGCUUGAACAAUCUGCACUACACGCCAGAGAUCUCUCGAAGUAGCUUGUAUAAGAACAUUACGGUGAAUCUGAUUCCUGAACUCGCACCCAUAUCAGAUUACUGACAGGUUCCGCCCACCCCAUUGUGACCUCCAAUUGGGUUGGACUUAAAAUGUGAUGUAUCAAUGCCAAAUGCCCUUAAUAAUAGAAGAGGAAAGGGCAAAGGCCUGUUUAAUGCACAGUUAAUAGAGUGAUAUGUGUGUGUGUAUGCUUGUGUGAGGAUGCUGGAUCAUAUCUGUAAACGUGUGUGUGUGUGUGUGUGUGGGGUGAUCGUUUAUCUGCAUGUUCCUGUGUCCAUGCUGGCUUUAGAGAAUUCGAUCACAAUACAUUUCAAAAAAAUCAAACUAAAGAAGAGAGGAGUGCCAGCAUCAACAAAUCAGAUGUUUACUGCAAAGCCUUAAUUGAAUUUUAUAGGCUAUCAAACUCUGUAAAUUCAGUCCUUCGUGCUAACAUUGUAGAAAGCUUGGUCUUACAUUACAACAGCACUGUUGACGCCAAUAGAAAUACUGUCACGUUAUGUUAUGUGUACGAUUUUUAUACACGUCUUUUUUUAAAAAGAAAAAAUGAUCUCGAGGUAGUCGAAGCAAAUGGAUGGAUGAUGUUUUAAAUCAGUCCUUCAUUCAUUUCAGUUAGCGCACCAAUAGAAACCAUUCUCCCAAACCCAUUGCUAUACAGAAGGCUGUGAAACAUGCAUGCACAUCCCAGAGUCCCCUGUAAAUACCUGGCCUUUCAAGCAAUGCUUUAGCUAUGUCACUUAAAGACGCCUGUGAUUCCAGUGGAAACACUUAUUUUUGGCAGCUAUAUGUUGUUUUGAAUUCUAUUAAUUUUAUUAUAUAUAUUUUUUUUAUUCUUGAAGGGUGUGUGACAAAAAAUAUCAGACUGUAGAAUGCAGAAGUAAUGGAUAACAACAUACGGAUGAUAUUACCUGCUGCAUGCCUUAAUUUAUUUUUUGUAACAUGAUUAUUUUGUGUCUUAAUUUCGUCGAAUGUUUAUUUUUUCGUUGAUGGCAUAAUCAUUCUCCCGUCUUACAUGUGAGGUGUACUGAAGCGAGAAACGCUAGAGAGGGAGUUCAUCUCCGAGGUCGUUCGGGUUCCGGUCGGGUUCACAGCUGCUAAAGCCAAAACGCCCAGGACAGGGUUUGGCGCGUGUCUCAACCUGUGUGUUUAUGUGUGUUUGUGUCCGUGUAUGUGUGUAGCUUCUUAACACGAACUACUGGCUGAUGUUGCGCUUUGGUCGGACCGCGAGAAGGGCCAAAAUGAGAGAGCGGUGUCGGCGUCGCUCUUGAAUGGCUUUUCGAAGUACACUUGGGCCAUGACGACUUUAUGCUGUUAAAGUUUCGAGCAUUACAAGCUGUUGGUCGACGGUCUUUUUUUUGUAUGCUUGCCUUUUUGUAUGAUUUUAAGUUGUUGAGUUGUUAACGUAGGUUGUUUUAAUUUGUAUAUUUUUUUAAUUAAGUUAUCAAAUGUCCUAUAAACUGCUGUUUUAUAUCCACUCGUAUCGUGCGUGCAUAUUUCAAUCAACUCCAAAUUUACACAACGGUUCCCCUGCGGUGAGAUUAUGUCAGCAGCAUGAUUACUUCACAACUGACAUUGAAGUACACUCGGCAUCCUAGAUAGCAGCCCGUGUUGUCUUGUUCUGUCCACCCGUGGCUUUUGAAGUCACAUGCUUUCUCUCUUCUGAUUGGAUGUUCUCCUAGUUGCCAUUUCUUCAGUUGUGGUUACAGAAAUCCAGGAACUGAAAAACUACACAGCUGACGGUAAUAGAUGAAAGAGACUUAGGUGGUUACUAGUGCCAAAGUCUGCUUUUUUCUUUUUGUACAGUACAAUGUAGCUCUUUAGGACAUCAGACCGCGUAGUUAAAACUGCCUGUUCAAGCAUUAAUAAUGAAUGGAUGCAAACUGCUUAAAGCCGGUUUGUUGUAUAUGUUGAGACUCUAUGUAUAACAUCAUAUCAUAUAUUCAUAAGCAGUCUGUAUGUGAGAAUAGCUGUGGGCUGUACAAUGACACGGAUGAUGGCUUGAAAACCCCCGGCUUGCUUUUCCUCUACGCAGAGCGUACAGUUUUUACAUAAAGCGAAGCAGUGACAUUGGCACACUGAUAAGAUGUUGACAUCAUUUCCACAUGAAACAGUAAAUUGAGGAAUCUAGAACUUGAUAAGAGGAAAUCCGGUGUGUACACAUGUACAAGUGUCCAGUUUUGCUGAAAUAAUAAUAUCAUUCCACCAGCACAGUGCACUCUUUUUUAUUUUUAUUUUAUUUUACAGGCACAAGACAGCACUAAAGUAGCUUUCAUAUGCUGCCUGUUGUGGAUUGUGUUAAUCGACAGCUUUUUCAAGUUUUUAUUCUUUUACGUAGUUCAGAGCUGACAUUGUUCUUAAGUUAUUCUUUAAAUGAGGUGGGUUGCAAUAUAUGAAGUUUGAAUGUCAUUUAUUCAGGUGGUUUCACAUUCCCCUGAUUCGAAGAAUCGGCUAAUGCCGACCGGGUUACCGCAUAACGUGUCGGUUUGUUUUCUGGUGGUUAGUCAGUCGUAGCUCUCAAAGAAGCUUUGUUUAGUGCUGUUGUCUGUAUGCAGGUUUAGAUUUCACCCCGAUCCCACCCUCACAUAGCUGCCCCUUAUCAUCUUCACCUGUCUUUUGAAUAUAUCCAGAAAUAAUAGAUAGAGAAUUUAAAAGAUGAUUUAUUCACCUUUACAAGUCUGUAAUGUAGAGUGUUACAUUAUUGCAGUAUUCAUAUUUGUGCCUUGAGUUUUUUUUUUUCACUUCCAUGUUGAGAUGUGCAGUGGGGUGCGUGUGGAUGGUGUUUGAAAAUACAAUUGGGUGCACAUUUUCCCUUUUAAGUUUAUUUGUAUGUUUUUAUUUGAAUCUGGAACAAUCUACAAAACUGAAUAAACUGCUAGUCAUUAAAUUGAACAUUUGUGGGUCCACUUUAACACCGGUUUAAGAAACAGAAUGUCUGGUGAUGACAGCUGCUUUGCCUGACAUUUCCUGGUUCCAGAUUUUAUUUUUUUUCUUGUUGUACCGGUCUGUUCACUGCGUUACGCUCUGUAAUGAUAAUUAAAAAAACUUUAUAGUUGAAAACUU